AUGAGUCUUAACAAUUAUGCUAAUUAUAUGAUACAAAAACAUGCUCCUAAUCAAGAUGAAACAACUAUGAAUAUUAUUCAUCCAGAAGUUUUUGUAAAACAUAGAUCUAUAAACCUAUUAAUAGGUAAACCUGGAUGUUCUAAAACAACGUCUAUUUGUAAAGAACUUAUUAAAAUAGAUAAAGUUUCUAAUAGUUUUCAUCUUAUUAUUUGGGUUAAUAAUACAGGAAGUGAUCAAACUUUAUUACAUUAUGAGGGUUUACUUAAUAUUCCAAUUAUUAAGUUUACAUAUGAUCAAUUUGAAAAAGCUUAUCCUAAAUAUCUUGAAAUUAAAGAAACUUAUAAUAAAAUGAUUAGAAACGAAAUACCUAAAGAUGAAUCUAUAUUAGAGUGUUUAUAUUUAGAUAAAUUUAGUGAUAAACCAUUAGAAACAAUUAUAGUUUUAGAUGAUGCUGUUAAUUGUUUAAAAAAUGAAUCAUCAAUAUUAUCUAAAUCAUUAUAUAAAACUAGGCACACCAAUUGUUUAUUCUUUAUAGCUAUUCAAAUAUGGAGAGGUAUACCAGCACAAAUAAAAUCAAUACUAUCUUCAGUAUGGAUAUUUAAUUCAUUUUCUCCACAAAUUCUUCAUCAUAUUUAUAAUCAAAUUACUACAGAUAUCUCAUUUGAAGAGUUUCAAUCAGUUUAUAAUAAACUCGAAAAAUAUGAAAAAAUUAUAUUUGAUUCUAUUACGAAUGAAAUAAUUGUGGAUUAG
This is a messenger RNA of Entamoeba invadens IP1, 750 nucleotides long. RefSeq lists its product as hypothetical. Lineage: Eukaryota; Evosea; Mastigamoebida; Endamoebidae. The record is from RefSeq and is a predicted model, not a curated record. The transcript has a single exon. Bases 1 to 750 code for a protein of 249 amino acids.